Messenger RNA from Passer domesticus (house sparrow), 4129 nucleotides. RefSeq names its product gelsolin (gene GSN). Gene Ontology annotation, molecular function: phosphatidylinositol-4,5-bisphosphate binding; actin filament binding. NCBI's taxonomy places the organism in Eukaryota, Metazoa, Chordata, Aves, Passeriformes, Passeridae. Gene Ontology annotation, biological process: cell projection assembly; actin filament severing; barbed-end actin filament capping. The transcript is spliced from 17 exons. The record is from RefSeq and is a predicted model, not a curated record. Gene Ontology annotation, cellular component: actin cytoskeleton; cytoplasm. Bases 132 to 2468 code for a protein of 778 amino acids.
CGAGGGGUGGGUGUGUUUGUCCCGAUAAAAGAUUGGCUUCUGCCCCUCAUCUUCCCCAGCAGCCAGAGGAGCAGGAGCUGGGACUCCCCGCAGCUCCGCAGGAGAAGGGAGAAGCCCAUUUGCUCCUCGAAAUGGGCAGGAAGGAUUUCAAUUGUCUUUUCCUCACCAUUUUCUGCACAAUGGCUCUGAAGCUGAGCUGUGUCAGCUCCAUGUCUGUGGCAGGGCUUGGAUAUGCUGUUACAGCAGCUCUUGUGCUUUCAGCUGUGCCUGUCAGCAUGGUGGAACACGCCGAGUUUCUGAAGGCUGGGAAGGAACCCGGCCUUCAGAUCUGGAGGGUCGAGAAGUUUGAUUUGGUCCCAGUGCCAAAAAACCUGUAUGGAGACUUCUUCACUGGGGAUUCCUACCUGGUGCUGAACACCAUCAAGCAGCGCAGCGGGAACCUGCAGUACGACCUGCACUUCUGGUUGGGUGAUGAAAGCUCUCAGGAUGAGCGUGGGGCUGCUGCCAUCUUCACUGUGCAGAUGGAUGAGCACCUGCAGGGGAAGGCUGUGCAGCACCGCGAGGUGCAGGGCCACGAGUCCCCCACCUUCCUGGGCUACUUCAAAUCUGGCAUCAAAUACAAGGCUGGUGGUGUGGCUUCUGGCUUCAGGCACGUGGUUCCCAACGAGGUCACUGUGCAGAGGCUGCUGCAGGUCAAAGGCAGGAGGACAGUCCGGGCCACGGAGGUCCCCGUGAGCUGGGACAGCUUCAACACAGGGGACUGCUUCAUCCUGGACCUGGGCAGUAACAUCUUCCAGUGGUGUGGCUCCAAGAGCAACCGCCAGGAGCGGCUGAAGGCCACGGUGCUGGCCAAGGGCAUCCGGGACAACGAGCGCAACGGGCGCGCCAAGGUCUACGUGUCAGAGGAGGGGUCCGAGCGCGAGGAAAUGCUCCAGGUUCUGGGACCAAAGCCCAGUUUGCCAGAAGGAGCUUCUGAUGAGACCAAAACCGACACAGCCAACAGGAAGCUGGCUAAGCUCUACAAGGUCUCCAAUGGGGCUGGGAACAUGGCAGUGUCCCUGGUGGCAGAUGAGAACCCCUUCUCCCAGGCAGCCCUGAGUACAGAUGACUGCUUCAUCCUGGACCACGGCACAGAUGGAAAGAUCUUUGUUUGGAAAGGCAAAGGUGCCAACUCUGAAGAGAAGAAGGCAGCACUGAAAACAGCCUCAGAGUUCAUUGACAAGAUGGGUUAUCCCAAACACACCCAGAUCCAAGUCCUCCCUGAGAGUGGUGAGACACCUUUGUUCAAGCAAUUCUUCAAGAACUGGCGGGACAAGGACCAGACAGAAGGGCUGGGGCAGCCUCACGUGUCUGGCCACGUUGCCAAGAUUGAGCAGGUCCCUUUCGACGCGGCCACCCUGCACAGCUCCAAGGCCAUGGCUGCCCAGCACGGCAUGGAGGAUGAUGGCUCUGGCAAGAAACAGAUCUGGAGAAUAGAAGGCUCCGAGAAGGUGCCGGUGGACCCCGCCACGUACGGGCAGUUCUACGGCGGGGACAGCUACAUCAUCCUGUACGACUACCAGCACGACGGGAAGCGGGGACAGAUCAUUUACACCUGGCAGGGCGCCGACUCCACGCAGGAUGAGAUUGCAACCUCUGCAUUCCUCACAGUACAGCUGGAUGAGGAGCUGGGAGGCAGCCCCGUGCAGAAACGAGUAGUGCAAGGGAAAGAGCCCCCUCACCUGAUGAGCAUGUUUGGUGGAAAGCCCUUGAUUGUGUACAAGGGUGGGACCUCGAGGGAAGGAGGCCAGACUGCACCUGCGGCAACGCGGCUCUUCCAGGUCCGCUCCAGCACCUCCGGAGCCACCAGAGCAGUGGAGCUGGAUCCUACAGCCAGUCAGCUGAACUCCAAUGAUGCCUUUGUCCUGAAAACUCCCUCUGCUGCCUACCUGUGGGUUGGCCAAGGAGCCAGCAAUGCUGAGAAAUCAGGAGCACAGGAGCUGCUGAAGAUACUGGGAGCUCGCCCAGUACAGGUUGCUGAGGGCAAAGAGCCAGACAAUUUCUGGGCAGCCUUGGGUGGCAAAGCCCCGUACCGCACCUCGCCCCGCCUCAAGGACAAGAAGAUGGACACUCACCCCCCGCGCCUCUUCGCCUGCUCCAACAAGAGCGGCCGCUUCACCAUUGAGGAAGUUCCUGGAGAUCUGACUCAGGAUGACCUUGCCACAGAUGAUGUGAUGCUCCUGGACACAUGGGAUCAGGUCUUUGUAUGGAUUGGGAAAGAUGCCCAAGAAGAAGAAAAGACUGAAGCACUGAAGUCUGCCAAGCGCUACAUUGACACAGACCCCUCCACGCGGGACAAGAGGACCCCGGUGACCAUCGUCAAGCAGGGCUUUGAGCCUCCCACCUUCUCCGGCUGGUUCCUGGGCUGGGACGAUGACUACUGGGCUGUGGAUCCCCUGCAGAGAGCAAUGGCAGAUGUGGAUGUGUGAGCAGUGUUUGAAACAGAGCAAGUUCAGUGCCUUCAAUGCCUUCAAGAGCUCCUUCCUCCUGCAGGAUGUAUGUUAACGAGGGAAUGAUGUUAAUAGCCAAUUAGCUGUGCAAUAAUUUCCGAAAACAAUCACGACCAGUCAUUGACCCUACUCCUUGCUUUGAUUAUAUUUAAUACAAUAAAGCUUGUAUGAAAUAUGGGAAGAACAGAAAUGGUGGGGUUUGUUAUGAAGAAGAAAACAUUAAAGAGCAGCUGUAGAUCCCAUGUUUGAACACACCUUAGAAACCAAAACCUUCUUUAAGCCAUUUUUUGCACAUGGACUUUUUAGUAAAACAUUACAGAAAUUAUUUUGAGAAGUUGGGACUGCUUUGCUUUCCCCUCUUCAGAAUUAUAUGCGUUUGAGACCCUGAUAAACAGUAUUUUACUCUUUCAGAAACUCACUCAUUAGUAAACAGCAUGUUUUUUAUUCAGGAUGAGAGCAAAAAAGCAUCUUGUGGUAUCAACAAGAAUUCACAGGGGUGGCACCUGCAGCAGCAGCGGGAGUUACAGGGUGACUCAUCUUCCCCAAGGAUUAACCUGGAGCUGUGCUGGUGCUCUGCUUCCCACUCCAAGUGCCUGAGCACAGCAAUGCUAAUUACUCCAGCUUUGCUAACUGUUUCUCCCGCUCCCAGCCAGAAGUUAGGCUCAGCUUACAUCAGCUGCCACCUUGACAAACACAAAGUAUAUUGCUUUGGUGAUGCAGAGGAAAACCUGCCCAGCAGACAGGCAGAAAAACAACAGCACUUGGGCAUCUCCUGCCAGUGACAAAGGCACAGCGUGUCGAGGCACAGGUACCCAGGCCUAAAACACCUGUAAAUACAGAGCUGAUUGGAGCAGAAAGGGCAUAAGAAACUACUUAUGGAGUUAUGCUGGCCAGUGGGAGAAGGGCACUUACAUCAGUGAUCCUGGCAUUUCAGUUCCAUUGCCUCGUCCCAGAUUUUAAAGCUGUCAGACUCAGUGCUGGUGGCAGCCUGAAGAGUCUUCCCUACGCUGACUUCACUGACUUCACUUCUUCUCUUAUUAAUCCGUUCUACAGGGGUACAAAACAGGAAGUUUAACAGCUUGGGUUAUGUGAUCUGAGGCCCAGCUGCUUUGAGGAUGAAAUGUAAGCCCUUAUUGACACAACAACCACUCCAGGUCUGCACAGAGCAGCACCAACGGGUAAAGCACCAGUGCAGCACCUGCUGUUAAACACCACUCCUCCCUGCUGCUAGUUACAGACAUGGCAUUUCCUAGAGAAAUAAGGUUGUAGAUCUGGAUAAAAUGCAGCACUUUGGUUUUUAAAAAAAUAUUUUUAGGAUAAACAGAUGCAGAGCCUUUUCAGUGCUUUAAAGCAGUGCAACUCUAUGCAGACACAGCCUCAUAACAACAGCAGCCCAUCAGCGACCACAAGCACGUUGUAUCCAUAACUACGGCAUGUUUGUGCCGUUCCUGGGUGGCAGCAAGACACAAAGUUUCACUCACAACUGCUUCUCAUCAAUGGGGACUGGUUUAGAGAACAGGAGCCUGAUUUUCAGGAGCCCCCCAGGACACUAUUCCACUUCCCUCGCAGGGCUGCAGACCCAUUUUGUAGAAGGAAUAAUUCCAAAUGUUGGAUCACCUCUACCACAACUGGUUUUCUAU